AUGGAAUCAAUGAAGCCACACAUCCCUCCGUUAAACAUCUCGAAAUCCAAUUCGAAUCUACACGCAUCCGCUCACGAUUACAACAAUUCACAAAGUCGAUUCUACUCAGCUUGGGGCACGUCUGAGAUGACGCCUCCUUUAACACCGCAGACACAAGAAACCAACAUGGAUCAACAAGAAGUACCAAGGCCUGUCUUUCACAACUACCUGCGAGCAUUCUACCCUUUUCACCCGGCCGGCAAUGUCUCUCCGUCGACCGUUACUCUUCCACUAGACCAGGGUGAUAUCAUCUUGGUCCACUCCGUUCACACCAAUGGCUGGGCCGAUGGUACAUUACUAGAUUCUGGGAAUCGAGGCUGGCUCCCUACGAAUUAUUGCGAGGCUUACGACCAAUUGCCAAUGCGUCCCUUGCUAAAGGCCUUGACCGAUUUUUGGGACAUCAUCCGAGGAGGAUGUGGGUCAUCAUUAAAAGAUUUUGGAAACCAGGACCUCAUGAGAGGUCCUAUCGCCGGAGUCCGAUUCUUGCUGGAAAAAUCCGAAUGCCUUACAAGGGAGUCUUCCCUAGUCAGAAGGUACGAUGGGCUGCGCCGGAUCCGCAAGGCUUUGUUAUCUGAUCUUUCUUCGUUGGUGAAAACCGCGAAGAAGUUCCAAGAAGUGGCUAAUGGAACCCCAUCGGAAGAUGAGGUCGAGCAUAUUUUGGAUGAGAUGCUUCUCAAGGCUUUCAAAAUUGUUACUCGCGGCGUUCGAUUCCUUGAUGUUUGGAAUGAAGAGGUGGGCCUUAGCAGGACUAUCGCCGAGAUGGACGGACCUGUCGAUGGCCACAAUGACAUGCCGCCCACGCCAGCAUCCGAGAGUUUCAACCUGAGUGAAAACGAGUGCCCGGAACGGAAUGAGUCACGCAUCUUAGAGUCACGGCAGAUGGAGUCAAGACAGAUGAGCCGACUGUCGAUGCGCACCGAAACCUUCGAUCACGCGCCCAGACCGGUCUCUGUCGCCGCUAAAAGAAUUUCCGUGUCGCAUCGCAUGUCGGUCUCCGGUCCCUCGGCUGCUAUCUGUGCCCAGAACUUGGCAUCCGAGCGACUUGGCACCACCUACGAUGCGUUCCUCGGCGUGCUUGGCUCGUUCAUUGGACUUCACAUGCAGUCUCGUUCAUCGACUGAGCUAAUUGUCACCACACAGCAGGCUGUUCAGUCUUGCCGAGCUCUGCUAAAUGUUGUCGAGGCUGUAUGUGAGCACGAUGCUCAGCGUAGCGUGCUGCUUGACCAGGCACGUGAAUCUAUGUGCGAGAGACUGUCUGAUCUUGUUCACGCUGCGCGCGACGUGUUCCGACCCGCACACCUCCCUGAUGACGAUCUUGUGUUUAUGCCUGAUGAAGGCAAGCGCCUCGUUGACGCGGCGACAUCUUGUGUCCGAGCAGCUGGAAAUUGUUUGGCAAAGGCCCGUCUGGUACUGGAGCAAAUUGGAGAUAUGGAGCUUGAGCCUGAAAACCAGGAAACUCAACAGAACACCCCCUCAAUGGAGUCGGAGCAGUCAGAGACGACUCCAAUCGCAGAACAUGAACGCCGCCUUCCCCCACCUCCCCUUCAGAUCCCCAGCACAACAUACUCCCCACCAACACCUGGUCUCACCGACGCCAGCACACCUUCCUCUUUCCAAUCUCACAUCGCCAAUUCCCCCGGCAACCUAUCCGCUCUCUCUUCUCUCCCCAAUUCAGCCGUCCUCCCCACACACCUCGAAAACAUCUCUUCCUUCUCCUCUGUUGACAGCGGAUACCGCGAGUCCCACAAAUCCGACAUGGGUGAAUCCUUUGGACGUGGAAUCACUUCUAAUGGCAGUAGCUUCACAUAUCACAGCCACACACGCGACUCAGAGAUGAGUGGUCUUUCACAGACGUCGACUCGGGCUACUUCACCCGAUAUCAAUGGCAGCUUCCCUGGAAGCUUCAAGGUCCCCUCGCUGAAGGAGAGUGUCAGCUACUCAACCCUCGCCGAAGAGAACGAAGAGACAGAGGCCAACAUUCUCGAGAAGACGUACGCGCACGAGCUUAUCUACAAGGAGGGAUCUGUAAUGGGUGGCAGUCUUCGUGCUCUCAUCGAGAAGCUGACUGCGCAUCAAUCGACCCCCGACGCCAUGUUUGUGUCAACUUUCUACCUUACCUUCCGCCUCUUUGCCACUCCCCUUGAGUUCGCUGAGGCCCUUGCUACCCGUUUCGAGUAUAUCGGUGAUACCCCUCACGCCGCGGGACCUGUUCGCCUUCGCGUCUACAACAUCUUCAAGGGCUGGCUCGAGUCUCAUUGGCGCCAUGAUCGCGACAACUCCGCCCUCCAAUUCAUCAUCAACUUCGCGAGAACUAAACUCGCCGCCGAUCUUCCCACUGCUGGCAAGCGUCUGCUUGACUUGGCAGACAAGGUGUCGGCUGUUGGCGGACCCGUCGUUCCUCGCUUGGUGUCGUCUAUGGGCAAGACCAAUACCUCGAUCGCCCAAUACAUCCACCCCGAUACUCCCCUUCCUCCUCCCGUCCUUGCCAAAAAGGAGCACAACUUGCUAAAGCAAUGGAAGAACAACGAGGGCACACUCUCUAUUAUUGACUUUGACCCGCUUGAGCUGGCUCGUCAGCUGACCAUCAAGGAAUCACGCAUCUUCUGUGCCAUUCUACCGGAAGAGCUCCUUGAUACCGAGUGGACCAAGAAGUCUGGCUCAUUGGCUGUGAACGUUCGCGCCAUGUCAACUCUCUCCACAGACCUUGCUCAUCUCGUUGCUGACUCGAUCCUGUGUCUCGAAGAGCCUAAGAAGCGUGCAGUUACAAUCAAGCACUGGGUCAAGAUUGCCACCAAGUGUUUGGAGUUGAACAACUAUGACUCCCUCAUGGCUAUCAUCUGCUCAUUGAACCUUUCCAUGAUCUCUCGCCUCAAGAGGACCUGGGACAUCGUCUCUCAGAAGACCAAGAUUGCCCUCGAGCACCUCCGUGGUAUCGUUGACGUCUCCCGCAACUACGCGGUCCUUCGUCAGCGCCUGCAGAACCACGUGCCCCCUUGCCUUCCCUUCGUCGGCACCUACCUGACCGACCUCACUUUCGUCGACCAUGGCAACCAAUCCUCACGCACACUCUCCACAAACGAGAGCGAAAUGGACGUGAUUAACUUCGAUAAGCACAUGAAGACAGCACGGAUCAUCAGCGAACUCCAGCGCUUCCAGAUCCCGCACCGCCUCACUGAGGUUCCUGAGCUACAAGCAUGGAUGCAGAAUGAACUUGUGCGCGUACGUUCCCUUCGUUCGCAUGGAGACGAAACAACAAACCAGCAAUUCUAUCGUCGUUCUCUGGUCCUUGAACCCAGAGAACAGUCCCGCAGCGCAACCACCUUGCAGUCUCAAGAAUCCAACCCUUCUAUCCUCGACAACGCUAAAGACAAAUUUGACUUCCUGUCCUGGACCAAUCAAUCCAAAGCCAAGUCUGUUCCGACACAUGGUUAA
Penicillium brevicompactum is the source of this 3471-nucleotide messenger RNA. Its product is annotated as guanine nucleotide exchange factor. Gene Ontology annotation, cellular component: plasma membrane. The record is from RefSeq and is a predicted model, not a curated record. Gene Ontology annotation, biological process: positive regulation of GTPase activity; Ras protein signal transduction. NCBI's taxonomy places the organism in Eukaryota, Fungi, Ascomycota, Eurotiomycetes, Eurotiales, Aspergillaceae. The transcript has 2 exons. The coding region runs from base 1 to 3471 and encodes 1156 amino acids. Gene Ontology annotation, molecular function: protein binding; guanyl-nucleotide exchange factor activity.